AAGCCAAAUCUUUGGCUGAGUCCUCAACCUGCCCACUCUCCACUAGUCGUUCUCGUUCCACACCAAAACGCCAUUAAACAAACGCUUCCUCUCUUCGUCUUCGUCUUCGUCUUCAUCUCUUUGCUUCCGAUCGCGCCAACCGAAUCCCAGUGGAGGCGAUUUCAAGUUCGAGUCGAUGCCCCGGGAGAUUUUGCUGCGCUGAUUGCUUCGAAAAGGACCAGAAAUUGAUCGAUUUUCUCGGGAAGUUCCUGUUUCUGCGGCGAUAAUUGAUUUAGGUUUGGAUCUUCUCGGAAAAACAUGGAUUGCUUCCCUUGCUUCGAUUCGAGGAAUCGGGCGCCGCUCAGCCGGGAUAACGCGAGCGAUCGCAAGAGGGAGGAGCUGCCCAUGGUGGCGCCUCGCGUCGAGAAGUUGUCCUCGGGGAAUGAUAAGAUGAGGAUCAGAAACAAUUUGCAUACCGAGAAGGAAUCACUGGACACGAAAAAGGAGCCUCUAUUUGUUAAUUCGGCACAGACGUUCACCCUUCGAGAGCUUGCCGCUGCGACUGGUAACUUUAGAUCCGAGUGUUUCCUCGGAGAAGGAGGAUUUGGACGAGUUUACAGAGGACGCCUGGAAAGUACUGGUCAGUUAGUGGCUGUGAAAAAGCUCGACAAGAAUGGACUGCAAGGAAAUAGGGAGUUCCUAGUGGAAGUACUAAUGCUCAGCUUAUUGCAUCAUGCCAACCUUGUGAAUCUGAUUGGUUAUUGUGCUGAUGGUGAUCAACGCCUCCUUGUGUACGAGUACAUGCCUUUGGGAUCAUUAGAAGAUCAUUUGCACGACCUUCCACCUGAGAAGGAGCCACUCAACUGGAUUACAAGGAUGAAAAUUGCAGCAGGUGCCGCUAAGGGAUUGGAGUACCUUCAUGACAAAGCUAGUCCACCAGUUAUCUAUAGGGACCUAAAAACUUCCAACAUACUACUAGAUAGGGGCUUCCACCCCAAACUCUCUGAUUUUGGUCUUGCAAAGCUUGGUCCAGUUGGUGAUCAAUCUCAUGUAUCAACAAGAGUAAUGGGAACCUAUGGAUAUUGUGCUCCUGAAUAUGCUUUGACUGGGCAAUUGACAGUUAAAUCUGAUGUGUAUAGCUUUGGAGUUGUUCUCUUGGAGUUGAUUACUGGAAGGAAGGCCAUUGACAGUACCAAGCCACAUGCUGAGCAAAAUCUCGUUUCAUGGGUUCGUCCCAUCUUCAAAGACAGAAAGAGACUUCCAGGCUUGGCUGAUCGAAAGCUAAGGGGUCGGUUUCCUAUGCGUGGCCUUCAUCAAGCUCUUGCGGUAGCAUCCAUGUGUAUCCAAGAAGAUGCUGCUGCCCGUCCUAUAAUUGCUGAUGUUGUCACUGCCAUGUCCUACUUGGCAUCCCAAACAUAUGAUUCAGGUGCAGUCGCUGCAAAUAGCAAUAGGCCUGGUAGUGAAAGUAGUAGUAGAAACACACAUGAAGAAGGUGGAAUAAUACCGACCAUCCUCAACAAUGGAAAGCCUGGCCAUAUGCAGCAAAUGGGUUAUGAAGUCCUUCCUAAGGAGGUAGCUCCAAUGUUGAGGCACAAUGUGGACCGAGAACGAGCUUUAGCUGAGGCAAGGCAGUGGGGUGAGAAUUGGCGGGAGAAGAUGCAAACUUAUUACCCUGAUGCAGCUCCCACAACUAGUGAUGCAACUGGUGCUGAAAGGAGCAAGGAUAUAAAUGAGGGUGUAAGAACACCAACUCACUUCCAGAGUGGAGAGCCAAGGCUGAUGCAACAUACCAAUUCUGACUCCCCAAAGGAGACAGUCCCCAUUUUGAGCCGUAAUUAUGAAGACCUUCCUAAGGAGGUAGCUCCAAUGUUGAGGCAUAAUGUGGAGCGAGAGCGAGCUUUAGCGGAGGCAAAGCAGUGGGGUGAGAACUGGCGAGAGAAGAUGCAAACAUAUUACCCUGAUGCAGCUCCCACAACUAGCAAUGCCCCUGUUGCUGAAAGGGGCAAGAAUGCAAAUGAGGGUGGAAGAACACCAACCAACUCCCAGAGUGGAGAGCGGACCCAACAUAUGAAUUCCGACUCCCAUAAGGAGGCCGCUACCUUUCUGAGGCAUAAUUCUGACAGAGAACGAGCAUUAGCAGAGGCCAAAAUGUGGGGGCAGAAUUGGCUGGAGAAGACGCGAGCUAAAGCCCUCACAGAGGGAGGUUUCGAUGCCGCAAAUGCAAUCGGAUAGAAUAACCUGCUGGACUCCCUGUUCCCAUUUUUGUUUAAGAGCUGAAGCCGGGUAUUGUUUCCUUCUCUCUUCUCCAUCACUUUGUUGGAAAAAGAAAAAGAAAUGCCGGGAAGCAUUGAGAAAAGUGAUUGUAGAUAAUUAAAUACAAAUCGACUUUGCGCGUGGUUAUAGAAAAAGGAUAAGUUGCAUGUUUUUUCCGCUUUGUAAACCGUCAUUAAUGAUGCUCAGCUAUCCCAUUGUUUUGCUCAA
Messenger RNA from Zingiber officinale, 2460 nucleotides. Its product is annotated as probable serine/threonine-protein kinase PBL7. The transcript is spliced from 5 exons. Lineage: Eukaryota; Viridiplantae; Streptophyta; Magnoliopsida; Zingiberales; Zingiberaceae. Gene Ontology annotation, biological process: protein phosphorylation. The record is from RefSeq and is a predicted model, not a curated record. Bases 298 to 2211 code for a protein of 637 amino acids. Gene Ontology annotation, molecular function: protein kinase activity; ATP binding.